Molecule: messenger RNA, 222 nt
Organism: Exserohilum turcica Et28A
Lineage: Eukaryota; Fungi; Ascomycota; Dothideomycetes; Pleosporales; Pleosporaceae
Exons: 2
Coding region: 1-222 (73 amino acids)
Source: RefSeq, a predicted model, not a curated record
AUGUUCAUCUUGGCUUGUAGCCUGUACACCUACUUUGCCCUUGACUAUGACUAUGCCUAUGACCAUGACGUUGCCAUUGCUUUACCACCCCGUACACGCACGCCCACGCCCACAUAUACCAUACCAUACCUACACAUCCGAAACGCAAACCAAACUCAACCACCAAAGGCUAUUAUCCACAGUAACAGCCAACCCAUCUUUCCUGCCCUGAACGGAAAGUAA